CAUGCAGCACCUUGACCCAUGUGUCAUCCUGGUGUAAACGCUUCAUUCUGCUAUUCAGGACUCUGAUUUUUGCUUUAUAGUAAGAAUAUCUGAACAAAAAUGACCCUGGCGUUCGAUAAAUCAUUAAAUCCACGUGAUAAGCAUUAAAGCAGCAAGACUUCCUGGGUCUGCAAUAUUUUCGUUCAGCCUCGUGUCCGCACCAGGCUAUGCGGUCGGCCACAUUUGUCCUUCUCCCUGCAGUAUAUCGUCUCCAGCCUCGCCAACCUCGCACGGUGUAAUUCAUGAUACCCUGCAGGCAGAUUUUAAGAAGAGCCCCUUUGCCAUUUUCAGUCCGCCCACUGCGUGGAGCGCUUUAUGUUGCCUCAAGAACUCUGGCUCGACCUGGUGGAAGCUUGACUCAACGGCCUGUAUCCACCAGAGCCAGCUACACAAACAUGGCCGAAUCUAAGCCCUUGAGGUAUGCCGACGUCGGUAUCAAUCUUGGAGAUCCUGUGUUCCGUGGACAAUACCACGGCAAACAGGCACACCCGGACGACCUUGACGAUGUGAUUCAAAGAGCCCUUGAUGUGGGGUGUACGAAGUUGAUGGUCACCGGCUCCAGUCUGACAGAGUCACGGCAUGCUGUCGAGAUUGCCAAACAAUACCCUGGGACAUGCUACGCCACCGUUGGCGUUCAUCCUUGUUCAACUCAGGACUUCGACAAUCAUCCAGGGGGGCCUGGCGCCCUGAUCAACGAUCUACGUGCUCUUGCCCUGGAAGCCAAGGAGACCGGCCAUGCGGUGGCAUUUGGCGAGAUCGGACUGGAUUAUGAUCGACUGUUCUUGUCGCCGAAAGAUGUUCAGCUCAAGUAUUUCGAGCUACAACUCGAUCUGGCCGAGGAUUUGCAGUUGCCCCUGUUUCUCCACUCGAGGGCAUGCAGUGACGAUUUUGAGAGGAUCAUGUCUAGUCGUCUAGACAGACUACCCAAACGCGGCUUGGUGCACAGCUUCACUGGGACCAUACCGGAGUUGGAGGCCGUGGUCAAGCUUGGGUUCGAUAUUGGGAUCAAUGGGUGCAGCAUGAAAACAGAUGAAAAUCUUGAGGCGGUCAAAGCCGUCCCUCUCGAAAGGCUACAGAUCGAGACCGAUGGGCCGUGGUGUGAGAUUCGCGCGUCGCAUGCAUCGUCUCAAUAUUUGAAAGAUGGCCCCGCCAUCCCCAAGGCAGUCAAGAAGGAAAAAUGGCAGAAGGGAUUGAUGGUCAAAGGACGCAACGAGCCAGCUACAAUUGUCCAGGUCGCCCAUGUCAUUGCCAAAGUGAAGGGAGUGACGGUGGAGGAGGUGUGUGCCGCGGCGUGGAAAAAUACCACGGAGAUGUUUGGGCUGGGUGUAACGGCCUAGGAGAGGGCAGAUCUUCCUAGUUGACGAGCGUUCAAUCCUGCAUAACAUAGACUUAGAGUCAUCAUAAAUAGACUCGGACUCUAUCUUCAACGAUACACUAGACCUG
This is a messenger RNA of Exophiala dermatitidis NIH/UT8656, 1482 nucleotides long. Its product is annotated as Mg-dependent DNase. Lineage: Eukaryota; Fungi; Ascomycota; Eurotiomycetes; Chaetothyriales; Herpotrichiellaceae. The transcript is spliced from 4 exons. Bases 282 to 1376 code for a protein of 364 amino acids. Gene Ontology annotation, cellular component: cytosol. Gene Ontology annotation, molecular function: 3'-5'-DNA exonuclease activity. The record is from RefSeq and is a predicted model, not a curated record.